Molecule: messenger RNA, 3210 nt
Organism: Iphiclides podalirius (scarce swallowtail)
Lineage: Eukaryota; Metazoa; Arthropoda; Insecta; Lepidoptera; Papilionidae
Source: the annotation of a GenBank genome assembly
AUGUCUGGUGAUGUACAGCCAAGAAAACGUAAAGAUAAAAGAAGGAAAAAAGAUGAACUCGGGGUGGAAGAGCCUCGUGGAACAGCGGCAGUAUUUGGAGAAGGCGACGUGUUAAUGCAUUCAUAUCAUGAACAUGGCACUGGUGGACAUUGGUGUGCUAAAAUCAUCUUCUUUUCUCUAUUGGCUGUUCUUGUUACUUUAAUUGGUUUAAUCAUUCUAGAAAAUAGAGGACUAUCUGAGUUGGAAGCGAAUGCAAUAGAAUCUCGUUACUCUGGAGUCCUAGAAGGUUGGAUUGAAGACGCACAUGAUGAUGACCAUCAUGAUGAACAUACAUUAGAAUUAAAACACCAUAGGUUUGAAGAUAUUCAUGAUGACAAUGACAUUGAGUUAGAUCAUGAGGAAGAUGGUAAAGAUGAGGAAAACCACAGUGAUGAGAAUGAUGUUGAUGAUGAGGAAGAUGUUGAUGAUGAAGAGGAUCUUCAUAGUGAAACUAAAACUGAAGAGGAUGAAAGUGAAGAGGAUGAUGAACAAGAAAUAGAUGAUGAAGAAAUUCUUAACAACAAUAGUGAAGAGCUUGAAGAAGAUGAUCGUGAUGACGACGCUGAAAGCGAUGAUGGCGAUGAAAAUGAAAAUAAUGAGGGUGAAAGGAAUAUUAAAUACGAAGGUUUAAAUAAAUAUAAUGAUCAAGAUGAUGAUGAAGAUGAGGAUGAUGAUAAAGAAUUAGAAAAUGAUUACCAAGGUGAGCAGAGGGACGAUGAUGACUCAGAAGAGUACAUUGGGGAUUACAGUCAAGAUGAUGCCAGCGAUGAUGAAAAUGAGAAUUAUAUCCAUGAUGAUGAAAACACAAGCAUUGAACAAGAAUUAGAGGACAUUAGAAAUUAUGAUACUUCUAACUUUAAUGAAAUGGAAAAUGUUAAAGAGGAUGCUGAACAAGAUGAUGCAGAGGAUGUUGACGAAAUUGAAGAAGAAAUAGAGAAAAUAGAAAAGGAGGUUGUAGAUGAAGAAGAGGAAGCCAUUUCAUAUGAAGAUAAUGAUGACUUUGAGAAAGAUAAAGGCGAUGACGACAACGAGGAAGAUGAUGAUGCGGGAGAGAGUGAGGACAUUUCUCUACCACCAGUAGUGGAGCACAUUACUGCUACUUCUGGGAAGCCAUUUGUUGAGUUGGAUGACGAUUCGUCGUUGGAAAAGCCAACAGACACACUUGCUGAAGAGGAUGAGUAUGAACGUCGGCAGGAGCAGUUGCGUCUACAAAAAGAAGAAGGAUCAUCACAGAUGUGGCUGAAGUUGGUGGUGGGUGGUGCGCUGCUGGUGGCAACACACGCCGUCAUACGACGAUCGACAGCGGCACGCGAUAUACCUGAAGGUGAAGAUAACGCAACGCAAGAAGAAACUCCAUCUUUAAUUGACAGACGUAUGACCCUCAUUCCUAAAGAAACGCCCCCGAUUCAAGUUCACGAAACUUACGAGCCUGUACAAGAAGAACCUAUCCAAAAAAUACUUUCGGAGACAAAAACCCUUAAUUCGUCUCCAAUUAGCAAGCAAGAAAGCGAGGAUGAAGAAGAAAGCGAAGAUUUAUUAGAAACUGAACUCAUCCCGGAUAAAGCGUCGAAUGAUAGAGACAAGGAAUUGUAUAGUGAUGAAGAUGAGGAAGAUGAACAAGAUGUAGUGGAAGAAGAAAAGGAAUCUACAAAGGAAGGCGGCAACGUUGAAGUUGAGAAAGAUGCUGAGGAAUCUGAACCUGAAGAGGUACCAGACGACGUCGAGAUUAUUGAUGACGAACAAAUCGAAGAAGAAAUAGAAGAGGACGAAGACGAAGAAGAGAUCUCAGAUGUUGACGACGCAGAAUUAUUGAGUCGCCUCGACGCUAAAUACGGACGGCUGCCAGACCCGCAUAGGCCUGGACAAAAGCACAAGGACGGCGGCAACACCAUCGAAGAUGAGUGGCCGGGCGAACCUAGCGAUCAGUAUUGGCGUCAACAACUCGACCAAGCUGAGGAUGAAAUCCGCCAGGGCGAUUGGGCGGCGGCCGACGGGCGCCUGGCGGCCGCGGAGCUGGCCAAUAGCGGACGCGCACGCUGGCUCGCCGCGCGCUCAUUGGACGCCCAGGCGGAGGCUAGGCGCGACAACGCGCUACUUACGCGCGCCAUCGCCGCAUACCUUCAGCUGCUCAAGAUGAACGAACUACUCCCCGAUGCCAAGUUGCGGCAGGUCGCCGCCAGGGCGCUCGACCGUAUAAAGUUUAGAGGAAACUAUCUCAGCGGUGAACCCGUCUACCGGCUGUUGAUUCGCCGCUUCCCUGACGAAGUUUCUUAUAGAAACAACUUGACCGUUUCCUUCCUAAUGGCAAACAGGGCCGACUUAGCUGGCGACGUGUUGAAAGAAACUCUCAAACAGUGGCCGGACGAUCGUAUUGCGCUAGCCCACUAUGCGUUCGUUUUAAAAACUAAUUACAACAAACUCGAGGAAUCCGUCUCGCUCUUUCGCAAAGCGUUAGAGAAGGACGAGGGACCCGCGUGCGAGCCGCGUUUCUACUACCAUUUGGGGGACGCCUUGCUACUGCUGAAUCGGUUCGAGGAGGCGCACGAGGUACACAAGCGCGGGGCAAAGCACGGCCACUUCCUGUCACCUUCGCAGCGCUCCCUAUACAACGUGGAGCGCUUAAAGAGCCGCCCCUGGUGGCGGGUGGAGGAAACUCCGUACAAGAAAUUGGCGCGAGCGCUGGAGCAAUCAUGGGAGGCCAUACUGAAAGAGGGAGAAGCGGCGCGGGCUCUGUACGAGAAGGAAAAAGAAGGCCUGAAGGAGAGGGGGGAGUGGUCCCAGUUGGACAUUUUCGUCAGGGGCCAGGAAAUCCCGGGGCGCUGUAAACGUGCACCGGUCACCUGCGCCAUAGUCAAAGCUGAGGCGGCAGCGGCCAAGUGCAGGAGGGGGCAGAUAAAGUUCAGCUCCAUGGAGCCAGGCACCCACGUCCGGCCGCACGUCGGCCCAACGAACUGCAGGCUCCGAAUGCAUUUAGGUUUAAGCAAUACCAAAGACACCUAUAUACGAGUGGAUCAGGAAACUAGGCAGUGGGAGACUGGGAAGGUGCUGCUGUUCGACGAUAGUUUCGAGCACGAGGUGUGGCAUAACGGGACCGGAACUCGGCUAGUGCUGAUCGUAGACGUCUGGCAUCCCGACCUCACCGCCGCGGAGCGACGCCAGCUACCCGCCAUC